Molecule: messenger RNA, 2058 nt
Organism: Trypanosoma brucei brucei TREU927
Lineage: Eukaryota; Euglenozoa; Kinetoplastea; Trypanosomatida; Trypanosomatidae
Product: histone deacetylase, putative
Exons: 1
Coding region: 1-2058 (685 amino acids)
Biological process (GO): chromatin organization
Cellular component (GO): histone deacetylase complex
Molecular function (GO): histone deacetylase activity
Source: RefSeq, a predicted model, not a curated record
AUGGGCAAAGAAACGCGUGAAGCAGAAAGUGUGGAGAACGAUGACAAGCGGGUGAACAAAAAGGUUAAAAAAGAAACUUCAUCAUCUUCCGUCGCGACCAGGAAAGAAGGUGGUGAGCCGCAUCAUGAUGAAGAAAUGUCACAUCCAAAUUUCCGGCGCUGCACGGACCGUCUUGAAACUUAUAUUCACAAUUGGAUGGGUCAAGCACACGGAGUGCCUUCGGUGCUGCCCACAGCACUUCCACCCAUCGAUCCCCUCCCAACAAUCCUCGAUAUGAUGAUUCCGGAGGUAAACGAAACCUCAAUUACACUGACAACUAUGACCCCCACUCUGGACAUCACCGCAAUUGAAGCUGAAGGUACAGGUGUCGCUUAUGAUGAAGUUACGCUUUUACAUGCCUCUACCGAUCCGGGAGACUACGAACGCCCCGGAAGACUCCAACGAACAUUAGAUCACCUCGAGGUGAUUGGGCUUCUCGAAUGCUGCCGUCGUUUGCAUCACCGCUCCGCUCGCACAAGGGAAUUGCGCCUUGUGCACUCGACUGAGCACAUUGAUAGUGUAGACCAACUAGAGGUUGCUACGCUGCUACGCAAGCCUGGAGAGAGCUGCAAUGUGGGCGAGGACCUCUACGCAAAUGAAAAUACAUCUAGAGCGGCGCGUGCUGCGGCCGGUUGCGCAAUAGCGGCUGCUCUGAGUGUCGUCCGCGGUGAGGUGCGCAAUUCAUUUGCAUUGAUUCGCCCACCAGGUCACCAUGCGGGACGUGACAGGGCGUCAGGAUUUUGUUUCUUCAACAAUGUUGCAGUUGCCGUGCGUGCGGCCCAGCGGGAACUAAAGAAGUUGCAAGAAGGUGGUAACGCCGCACCUUCUCCCCGUAGCUCCGGUGGCCCUUGUGAACCUGCUUCAACCGCAGCAGAGCCGCGUGUACUUGUGAUUGAUUGGGAUGUUCAUCAUUGCGAUGGUACCGAAAACAUAUUUUACGAAGAUCCCUCAGUUGUAGUUGUGUCUAUUCACCAACAUGGUUCGAAACGGGGGCAUAUCUUGCGGAAGAACCCCACUGUAGUGGACAACAUCGUGGAAUUAGAUGACUUGGCCGCGUUGAUGGACCCAAUUGAGGAUGUGAAACCGGAGCUCUGCGGUGGUGACGACAGCGUGAGGAAUAAGGAAACUGAUCAGGAAGUAGCGGAAGGUUUAGCUUGUGGUACGGUGCCGAAUGAAAGGUCUCCCGUGAAGGAGGAGGAAUCAACUGGCGGUGAGUGUAAACACGAGUCACCACAGGAUGAUGAAGAAAAAAAAGAGUCGUCGUGUAGGAGACAGCGCAAACCUGUGGACUACAACAAACUGGCGGAGGAAAUGGCGAAUCAGGACGACGAGUUGGCUCGAAUUUUCGGCGUUAACGCAGAGGAGCUUGCGAGAUUCCCCGAAUCAGGUAGUAGCGGUAGUGAAAGCGACUCGUCAACAUCGUCUGAGUCACAGGAAAGGGCGGGAAAACUCUCUGGUGACUCAGAGGGGUAUUCUUAUUCUGAUGAGGAUUCUUCAAACGAACCGAGACCAUUUUAUCCUUCCACGGGGCAUAUGGAUCGCGUUGGGGGCGAUGCCAACCCAGAAGCGAAGGGAAAGAACAUAAAUAUACCAUGGCCUACCCAUAACAUGGGAGACUUGGAGUAUCUGCAAGUUGUCCUAGACGUGGUACUACCGGUGAUGCGGGAGUUUGAACCAGAGGUUGUGUUUGUGAGCUGCGGUUUCGAUUCUGCUGCUAGGGAUCUCCUUGGCUCCAUGCAAGUAACACCUUCUGGUUAUUAUCUGCUUGUGAAAGCCCUCGCUGCUGUGUGCCCCAAACUUGUUGUAGUGCUUGAGGGAGGAUAUAACUUGUCAAAUGUGGCGCGGUGCUCGGAAGCGGUAAUGCGGGCCCUGCUGGAAAGCAACGGAUCGCGGUCGAAGCUGCCGAGGAGUCGAAUGUUGUGGUGUCAAGCUGAGGAAUUGGUGCAACAAGUGCGAGAAACGCACGGUGGAUAUUGGCAGUGCCUCAAUCCCAAUUCUUUUGACCAUAUGUGCAAGUAA